AUGGCGACGCCGAACUCGACGGCGCUGAUGUCCGACAUCGAACCGGCGAGCUCGCCGCCGGCCCAUAUCGAGAGGUCAUUCAUGACCGCCCAGACCGAAGAUGACGAUACCCGAAUGAUGGCGACGCCGGAGCCUUCCGAGCGGCAAGGUCGCGGUAAGAAGCGCGGGCGCGGAGGCGGCGACGACGGUCCCAAUGGCAACCCCAUUGGCAAGAUCAGGCACCUGAAGAAAGAAGACGGCGAGCCGCUCUGGCGUAAGGACAUCCAGUUCGACUUCCUCAAGGCCGUGUUCGACAAUGAGGCCAAGGUGUUCACAAACAGCUACGAGAAGGAUCGCAUCGGCAAGCAGUGCUUUGCCGACCUCUACAUUGAUACCAUGUCCCGAAGCAGCAAGACCAGCAAGGUCCUUCGCGACAAACUGCUUAGUGAUCGUGAAGCCGCGAAGGGCAUGGCGAUGGUUUGUCUGUUGGUCAACAUUGGCCGGAUGAACACCACUCUUAACUUCUUCCCCGAGAUGCGGGCCCAGCUCCGCACAUACCACGCGAUUCCUUCACUGCAGGCCCGGCAAGACCCGCACGCCUACAAACAACUUCAAGAUGCCCCCCGACUCAAGUCCAUCCUCAAGGGCGGCUCCGACGACCGCAUCGAGCCCUCGUCCCUCGACGACAUCAAGGCCCUCGAUGUCCCGCGGACGAACCCCGUGAACCUACUCUUCCUCAUUUGCCAGGCCGCCCCCAAGAUUGCAGAGCUGCACUUCCCCCCGUCCCAAGAGUUCCACGACCUCGUCAUGAAGUUCAAGUACAGCAGCGAGAGCCGUGCCCGGGCGUUCCUCUGGCUCAUGUGGUUUUAUCUAGAGUCCGACUUCACCGAGGAAGGAUGCGAGGAGAACCCGUUUGGGGCCGGUGUGGACUAUGGCGUCGACGUUGCGAACCAGGGCGUCCCGCGCCUGGAGCUGCUGUCGGAGGAAGAUGCCGCGUUGGAGAACGUUGACACACAGGAGGAGAUUGACUUUGGUUACGCCAAGCAGAAGAUGCGUGCUAAGAUUAUCGAGGCCGACCAGCAGUUCAUGGCCGACAGCCAGACGAAACGUGGCGGUGGCCGUGGUCGAGGCUUCCCAGCUGGCGAGGAGGUCGGCCCGACCACAGGCAUCCUGCCGAGAAUUCGGCCCUCCAAGAACGAGAGCGACCUCGACAGUGUCAGAUCGACCCCGCCGCCCCGCGCCCUCGGCCGGCAGAGCGGCGUAUUCGGGAGCAUGGGACGGCGUGGCCCGCACUCGCUCAAGUACCAGGUCUUUGACGGCUCGUCCCCCGCUGCCGACCGCAUGAUGGAGGGCGUCGUAGCGCGCAAACCCCGCCCGCCGACAGCCCACCAGAUUGCCGUCGAGCGCAACCGCUCUCAGCGCGUCGAGUACAUUCUCGACCGUGGCAUCCGCCGCAAGCAUCAUCAGGCGCGCAAAGACCGACGUGGCGACGGCGCGGUUCUCCGUGCCCUACCGCGUCUUGCCCAGAUGCAAGACCCCUUCGAAGAUAGCGAUGAUGACGAGAUCCUGCCGCCCUCGCACAAUGGCAAGCAAGGUACUAAUGGUGCCGGGGCCAGCGAGAACAGCAAGAAGCGCCUUCGUGAGCGUGGCUACGGCGGUCUAGCGCAGCUCACGGACGAGCCGGACGAUUUUGGCGAGCAGGCUAGCUCCUACGCCGCUGCCUUCCGCCGUACUGUGCGUCGACUCGACCGCUGGGAGCUCCACGAGGGGCCGGAGCUGGGCGUCAUCCAGCCCGUGAAGCGGCCCAAGCCGGCCGGAAGCCGCCGGGCCGACAACGACGAAGACGACUUUGACGAUGACGCCGACGACUCGCCCUCCAACAAGGACAUGCUCAUCGACCCGGCCGAGACAGAGGAGGAGAACGAGAACGACGAGAUAGAACUCUCACGCCAUCAACAAGCACGUGCUGCUACGGUCGACACUAAUGGUGAUACACCGAUGGACGACGCGGAUGACUUGGAUGAGGUGGAUAAAGGUCUACUGGGUCUUGGCGACGGCGAUGAUGGUGACGAUGGCGAUGACAAUGGCGACGAGCACGGUGAUGAGAAUGGCGAGGAUGAGCUGGAUGAUGUCGACAAGACGCUCCUGGGUAUGGACGGGGACUCGGACUCUGAGUGA
Molecule: messenger RNA, 2157 nt
Organism: Dichotomopilus funicola
Lineage: Eukaryota; Fungi; Ascomycota; Sordariomycetes; Sordariales; Chaetomiaceae
Exons: 4
Coding region: 1-2157 (718 amino acids)
Cellular component (GO): Ino80 complex
Source: RefSeq, a predicted model, not a curated record